AUUGGAGCCCGUACGCCUGUCCCACAGGAAACGCCUUUUAAAGUUUUUUCAUGCUAUGGAAUUGACUAAACAUACAAAGACGAUUUGUAACAACUACGGUUAGUUCACUAACAAGUAGUUUUGUCAGAACUCUGUUACCUCUCGAAUCAAUCUCUCAAGGUCAGAAUCAUUCAGCAACUUCCGAGCGAUAGGCAGUAUUUGUACUAAGUGAUAUUUGCGCAUUAAAACAAGCGUUAGCCCUGCUUGGGUUCUCAUUUCCACUAUCCACCAUUAUCGUCAUCUGGUGAAGAAAGAAAACGGGGAGGGGUUUAGUUAAGCGGAGCUCAAUGGGGGUAGAGGGCUGAGGUGUGGGCCAGCGCCACGCUGCCACACAAACAGAGCUGAGGGAAAGGAACGCGGCAGUUGUAACGUGACGUCAACUACAGCAGCACCACGGCAGGGCAUUUGUAUGUCGUUUCGGUGAAAGACAAGAUGGAAUCGACACUAGCGUCUCCACUUGUCAAGUCUUUUAUUGCGGGUUCAGUAAGCGGAACAUGUUCUACGUUGUUGUUCCAGCCCCUAGAUCUCAUCAAGACACGAGUGCAGAAUUCAGUAAUUUUGGGGCCUCGUCUAGGUAUGCUUGCUGUUGCUACCAGUGUUGUGAAGAGAGACCAUGUUCUGGGACUCUGGAGGGGACUCGUACCAUCCAUACUAAGAUGCGUACCAGGUGUUGGAAUAUACUUUUCAACACUACACUUCCUCAGAUCAAAUUUUGGGAGUGUUGAUCCCCGUCCCAUAGAGUCGAUUCAGAUGGGAGGUAUUUCAAGAGCUUUUGCAAGUGUUUUACUUCUGCCGUUCACAGUGAUCAAAAUCAGAUAUGAAAGUAGUGAGUUUGCGUACAAGAGCAUGUCACGAGCUCUGGUGGUGAUCUUUCAACAGGAAGGUGUUAAAGGGCUCUAUAGUGGUUUAGCACCUACCCUGAUGAGAGAUGUCCCAUUCUCAGCCCUCUACCUUAUGUUUUAUACCCAGCUGAAGAAGUCUGUACCCGACUAUGCUAAGCAGAAUCCAGCACCGCUGCAACACUUGGCAUGUGGCCUCAUUGCUGGCAUUCUGACUUCUCUCAUCACACAGCCGGCAGAUGUCGUCAAGACACAUUCACAGCUUCACCCCGAAAAAUACGGAAAGAUGCAUAUUGCAGCCAUUCACGUAUAUCAGAGUGAUGGUUUUGUGGGAUUCUGGCGUGGGAUGGUCCCACGCAUGCUGCGUCGCACUUUGAUGACAGCUACAGCAUGGACUUUAUAUGAAGAGGUGAUGCGUCAGUGUGGACUGAAGACCUAACCUAAUGUCUUGCAGUAUACUUGGGUCAUCUUGUUGAGAUGCUGUUUUCUAUAUUUCUGUGUUGACUGCAAAUCCUCAAUCUGAUUUUGUGGAUAUUUUAUUUCCAUUUGAUAUUAAACUUUAUUCUUAAGUAACUAUGCAGUAUAUCUUGUAAAGGAUUCUUUUUCAUUUUGAUGAUUUCGGAAUUAAAUUUUGUUCUGUCUUAUUAAAGAAAAAUUCUGCAAAUUUUGUAUUGGUACAUUUGACAUGCUUUUGUUCAUUUACUGUUGUUCAUAUUGAUGAUGCAGCAAACAUUGUCUUAUUUACCAAGACAGAUAUAUAUAUAUAUAUAUAUAUAUAUAUUUAUAUAUUGACGAGGCAGGAAUUGAACACUUGAAUAGUGCGACUUGACUGUGAUCACGCGCAUCUGUGGACCUGCCUUACCUCAGCUUCAUCCAUUUCAAAGUGUGAUGUGCAUGGAGAAAACAUUACUGAGAAAAUGAUGGAGCAAAUGUGUUUACGCGAAGCUAGUAGAAGAAACUGCUAAAAACUGGCAACAAUCGUAAGAAAUUAAUUGAAAAAUUCUAUUUGCUUCAAACUUUAUUGUGUAAUGGAGGUGUUAAGAAUUAAUUCAGAACACACUGAAGCCCACAUAUAUGUGUACAGUGUUGAGAGCCUGCAGUGAGUAGUGUAGUGUUCAGAAUGUAAUAUUGGUGCACAUACAGUUUGGAAACUGCACUAUGGAGACCUCAAUAUCGGUGUACAUACGCACAGUAACCUAGUGUAAGUACACGGUGGAGUUGCAGGCUAGGUGCACAAUGUUCGGAGACUGUUAACAUUAUGUUCAGGACAUCAUGAGCAGAUGUGUAGAUGACAUCAUGUGACUGGACAUCUGUUCGUAACUCGGUGUAAUUGUUUUUUUGUACAGAUUGUGUUGAAUAUGGUUAGUGGUAUGGGAAAUGCUAUCUGUAGUGUUGAAACAUUCUCUUUGUAUUGACCAUUUGUUACAUAUGCAGAUAUUUGUUUUUAUUAAAAGUUGAAACAAAUGGCAUACAUUUAUGUCAGUUACUAUAUUAGACAUUGGUGUUGGUUAAUGAAUCGUUCAGAAAGAUUCUUGUAUGAUUCAUACUCUAUUAAUGGCAUGCUCCUUCUCAGAGCAAAAAUGAGUUUGUUUUAAUGGGUUUACAGUGGUAUUGUGUUAUCGCAAAAGCACCAACUCGCUUUAUUCGUAAAUAUUUUUUCAGGUACCAAAGUUUUUGUUUUCUCACUGUAUGUACAUAAAAUGUUUAAAUGGCUUCUAUUAUAAGGCAUUUAGCCACUUUAAAAACAUUUGGUGGGAGUGGUGUUUGGAAAGGUGGUUUGUUGAAACCAGUUCAGACUGCUAAGGAUUUAGAAAUAACAUUAAAAAUGUGUAAAAGAAACUCCAAUGUUUUUGUUUGUAAUGUUUUAAAAUAUACCUGACAAAUUUAAUUGAUAACUAGUAGACCUUUUUGUCAGUUUCUUCAAGUAUUAUACGUUGACAAGUUUUGAUCACAGAUCAUUUUUUUGAUAUUCGAGUAAAUUUGGACCAAUAAUGAUGAACUUGGUCAAACCAAAACAAAGGUAUUUUGUUUCAUAAUGAAAGAACAAAUAUACAGACCCUUAAUUAAUUUUGUUGUGUAUAUUAGAACCCAAUUUGUUCUUCUCGUGUAUUUAACUUUUUCUCUUUGUUAUUGUUCAGUCCUUUAUUUUUGUUUUAAAAAAUCUCAUCUCCACUAAUAAUAAUUAUGACAUAAUUUGUUUUGAAUUUAAGAAAAAUAUGUUACUUCACAGAUUUAUUAUUACUUUUAUUUUUUCUAAAUGGAAUUCAUACAAUUAAUGGUUGUAAGCAUUAUUUGAAACAACAGGCUUUACAGAUUAACUUUUAUUUUUUAUAUAAGAAAUGAAGGGAACAAUGUUUUAAAUAGGUGUGCCCUUUUCAUAUUGAUUAAAUGCUGUGAAGAACACAUCUUUUAUGUUGGUCCAAUCUCAAGUAAGACGGACAAAAAAAAGAAUUAUUUGCUGUCGCCUAAUCUUACAAACUGAUUUUAAUUUUCAGACACAAGGUCGGGUUACAGCAAAUGAACAUUUCUUUUCAUACCUUAGCCCGACUUCUGCAGACUGUCCACUUGGGAUUCCAUAAUGAAAAAUUAUAGCCAUUUGAUUGGCUGUUAAAAUAUCCGGACCAGUCCAUAGAACUUGGGAUGGGUGAAUGCACAUUGGUUAGAGGUCAGGUUAAAGUAAACCAGAAAAGAGUUUUCUUUAGUUUGUUUUAAGGAUUGCCAUAGUGGUUGGUCAAGACGCACAACUAUUGUAGUUCUGUUGGUUAUGGUUGAAUCGUGUAGCUGGAUUUGUAACUAAAUUAUCUUAGUUCAUGUGCAUUGAUGACAGCUGCACUGUACAUUAUGCAACACUAAUGAUUCAAGAUCCAGGGUUCAUGUUGAUCUUCAUUUUAUACCAUUCCUCUUGGUGUCGAUGUUUACAAAACCAUGGAGUGUAUUUCCUUUGUUUUAUAUACAUAUAUAUAUAUAUAUAUCUAUCCCAAAAUCUCAUUUGUAAGUAAAUUAGAAUACUGUUCUGGCGAGUCAAUGUGACAUUAAAGUUCAUAUGCAUUUGUAAAUAAUGUUAUUUAUGAGGAAUUUUUUUAAUUUAACCCUGGAUCUUUCGUCUAAAGCUGAUGACAAAUUCAGCAUGUUUUGUAAAUAAGUUGUCUAAAUGUUUUCUCUAUUUCAGGCCAACAGAUGUUAUUGCCUGUUGACCAUGUUAAUAAAUAUAUUUUGUUUUA
Molecule: messenger RNA, 4099 nt
Organism: Gigantopelta aegis
Lineage: Eukaryota; Metazoa; Mollusca; Gastropoda; Neomphalida; Peltospiridae
Product: mitochondrial glycine transporter-like
Exons: 10
Coding region: 472-1317 (281 amino acids)
Biological process (GO): glycine import into mitochondrion
Cellular component (GO): mitochondrion; mitochondrial inner membrane
Molecular function (GO): glycine transmembrane transporter activity
Source: RefSeq, a predicted model, not a curated record